UCGUGCUGCAAACGCCGUGCCAACUAGCCUCUGGGAGUCAAUCGAAGCUCCCCCGGCCGCGUGGGUCAAGGAAGAUGCCGCUGCCGACGCCGACGAGGUCCUUGAGUUGAGGAUUCAGCUCAAGCAUCAGAACAUGGCCCAGAUGCAAAAAUUGGCAAUGGAUAUUGCCACUCCAGGCCAUGCAAAGUAUGGAAAGCAUAUGACCCGUGAUGAGAUCGAUGCGAUCAUCGCACCCUCGGGCGAAUCGCGUCAGCUCGUCUUUGAGUGGCUUGGAAACCAUAGUCUUGCCAACUCCGCUGUUCUCAACCCUCGUGGCAACAUUGUUGUUAUAAACACAACCAUCAGCGGAGCUGAGACGCUCUUGGGCACAAAAUAUGACACCUACUCGAACACAGAGACCGGAGUCAAGGCAACCAGAGCCCUCAGUGUGAACUUGCCCGAGGUUCUUUUUGAUCACAUUGAGACUAUCCAACCCACCACCUUCUUCGGCUUCCGCCAGUUGAGGCCUCAACUUCGCGUCAAUGAUAGCAGCAUCAGCCCUGAGGUCACCUACACAACUCCGACCAUCCUGGCAAGCCUUUACAGCUUCAGAGGCAUUUCCACCUUGACUAAAGGCAAAAUGGGCAUUGCUGGUUUCAUCAAGCAGUACCCCAGUCAGUCGGAUCUGAAGACCUUUUUGGGUAAAUUUGCCAUUUCAGGGUUUGGUAAUAGCGCUCAGUCUUACACUUGCACUACUGUCAAUGCUGGUACCUGCCCAGCCAGCAACCCAGGUGACGAGGCGAACUUGGAUGUGCAAUACGCCCGUGCCAUUACCAGCGAUAUCCCCAACGAGUUCUACUCUGUUGGUGGUAACGACAACCAGAUCUACGAGUACCUUUCAGAAUAUCUCUUGGGUCUCAGCGCCGCCGAGCGUCCGAAUGUCAUAUCUGUCUCAUAUGGCGGAGAUGAGAGCUCUGUCACCAAGAGUGUAGCUCAGACGACUUGCAACCAGUUCAUGCAACUUGGAGCCGCUGGUGUUUCUGUUAUUUUUGCGUCUGGCGACUCCGGUGUUGGUUCAGGCUGUACCAUUAGCGGUAAGAAAGCUUAUCAGCCCGACUUCCCCGGUGGCUGCCCUUAUGUCACCAUGGUCGGAGGCACCACAGGAAGCACGACCGAGUCUGCCUGGACCUCAGGUGGUGGUGGUUUCUCCAACUACUUCACUCAGCCAGAUUACCAGACAACUCAGGUUCAGUCUUGGCUCUCUAAGAACAACGACGGUAACACGGCUUAUUACAACAGUGCCGGCCGCGCUUAUCCUGAUGUCGCUGCGGCUGCCACCUAUUUUGAAAUUGUUGUUAGUGGCAAGACUGAAGCUGUCGACGGAACUUCCUGUGCUGCGCCAACGUUCGCCAGUGUGAUUGAGCUCGUUAAUAGCAACCGUCUUGCUGCUGGCAAAGCUGCUCUUGGUUUCCUUAACCCUUGGCUGUACGGCAAUGCUUCCAGCGCUUUGAACGAUAUUACCUCUGGCAAGAUCGGUGGUUGCCCCGUCAUCUCAGGCGCAGGUUUCACCGCCAUUGCUGGAUGGGACCCUGCCACGGGCUUGGGCACUCCCAAUUACCAGAAACUGUUAGCAGCCUCUGAUGCUGUUUAAGUGGACUGACAGAUAGCGGCCGGCCGGAACCACGGACCAAGUUUGUGCUUUCCUCCCUC
This is a messenger RNA of Truncatella angustata, 1689 nucleotides long. Its product is annotated as peptidase S8/S53 domain-containing protein. The transcript has 5 exons. Gene Ontology annotation, molecular function: tripeptidyl-peptidase activity; serine-type endopeptidase activity. NCBI's taxonomy places the organism in Eukaryota, Fungi, Ascomycota, Sordariomycetes, Amphisphaeriales, Sporocadaceae. Bases 134 to 1630 code for a protein of 498 amino acids. The record is from RefSeq and is a predicted model, not a curated record. Gene Ontology annotation, biological process: proteolysis.